Molecule: messenger RNA, 3522 nt
Organism: Wallemia mellicola CBS 633.66
Lineage: Eukaryota; Fungi; Basidiomycota; Wallemiomycetes; Wallemiales; Wallemiaceae
Product: cysteine proteinase
Exons: 6
Coding region: 92-3424 (1110 amino acids)
Biological process (GO): regulation of protein stability; protein deubiquitination
Cellular component (GO): nucleus; cytosol
Molecular function (GO): cysteine-type endopeptidase activity; protein binding; cysteine-type deubiquitinase activity
Source: RefSeq, a predicted model, not a curated record
CAUAUUAUAGCCAGCUUGCUGAAAUCUAUACGGAACAGCAAACUUCGCUCAUAUCUCUAUCUGACGUAUCAUAUUGUAAUCAUCUCCAAAUAUGGAGCCACAGAGCAUAGACUAUUCCUCACAAGAAGAUGAAAAGACUGGCUUAGUUUCUGAGAUGGAGAUUGACGACACAAUCUCAGUAAACGACGUCCCUGCAUUCGUUGAACGUAAUUUGUCAGAUUUUGGCCACGAAGUUAUCGAUUUCAAGACCUACACUUGGGAUUUGUCACAUUGGACAAACCUUGAUAGAAGAAUACAAAGUCCUGUUUUCGACGUUGGCGGCCACCCAUGGAGAAUAUUAUUGUUCCCAUUCGGAAAUACGAAUGGAAACGGAAAUGAAAUGGUCUCCAUUUACUUAGAAUAUGCUGACCCACGCGGUGCUCCAGUCGGUUGGCAUGUUUGCGCUCAGUUCGCACUCGUUAUGUCGAACCCCACUGAUCCAUCCGUUUUCGUCACCAACCAAGCACACCAUAGGUUCACAAUCGAAGAGAGUGACUGGGGUUUCACACGUUUUAGUGAAUUGCGCAGACUUUGCAUACCCUCAGACAAGUUUUCUAGACCGGUUAUAGAAAACGAAUCAUCAACUAUUACAGCUUUCGUUAGAGUACUUGAUGAUCCUACUGGCGUACUCUGGCACAACUUUGUCAAUUACGAUUCAAAGAAGGAAACCGGUUUCGUUGGUUUGAAGAACCAAGGUGCAACUUGUUACAUGAACUCACUUCUCCAAUCACUUUAUUGCACGAACUACUUCCGUAAAGCUGUUUACCAAAUUCCAACAGAUGAGGAUCAUCCAUCUGAAUCUGUUGCUUCUGCCCUUCAACGCGUUUUCUAUAAUCUUCAAAACUCUUUACAACCAGCUGGUACAACUGAGCUCACCCGCUCAUUCGGCUGGAAGUCACUCGAUUCCUUCAUGCAACAUGAUGUUCAAGAAUUUAAUCGUGUUCUUCAAGAUAAAUUAGAAGAGAGAAUGAAGGGCACCGUCGCAGAUGGUGCGAUCACAGAUUUAUUCGUUGGUAAAAUGAAAUCAUAUGUCAAAUGUGUCAAUGUCGAUUUCGAAUCAUCACGUAUUGAAGAUUUCUAUGAUAUUCAAUUAAACGUCAAAGGAAUGAAAAAUCUCUAUGAGUCUUUCAAAGAUUACAUUCAAGUUGAAACUCUUGAAGGAGAAAACAAGUACCAUGCAGAAGGUCAAGGCUUGCAAGACGCCAAGAAGGGUUGCAUCUUCGAGUCAUUCCCUCCAGUACUUCACCUUCAAUUAAAGCGUUUCGAGUAUGAUUUACAACGCGAUGCGAUGGUUAAAAUCAACGAUCGUCAUGAGUUCCCACUUGAAAUUGAUUUGAAGGAAUUCCUUGACGAUGGUCCAGCUAAAGAAGAGAACUGGGUGUAUAGAUUACAUGGUGUUUUAGUUCACUCAGGUGAUUUACACGGUGGACACUAUUUUGCACUUAUUAAACCAGAACGUGAUGGUCAAUGGUUGAAAUUCGAUGAUGAUAGAGUUACAAAAGUACUCGAUAGAGAAGUUCUAGAGGAUAACUACGGUGGUGAAAUGCACAGUAAUGUCGUUACAGCUCAAGGUCCAAAACCACAAUUACGUGCGAUGAAGAGAUUUACAAACGCUUAUAUGCUUGUUUACAUCCGUGAGAAAAAAAUGGAUGAAAUACUCCAACCAUUCACAAAUGAUGACAUACCACCACAACUUCGUCAAAGAUUAGAUGAAGAACGUGAAGCUAGUGAGCGUAAACGUCGUGAACGUGAUGAGCAACAUUUAUACUUAACCACAAGAAUAAUUUCUGAUAAUUCAUUUUCAACUUACCAAGGUUUCGAUCUUGCUACUUUUGAAGACAGAAAUGUUCCUGCAACUGAAUUACCAACGAUUAGAGCACUUAAGUCUAUGCCGUACAAUGAAUUUAAAGAGCAAAUUAGACGGCAAUUCGGUCUUGGUGAUCUCAAAUUUAGAUUAUGGAUGUUAGUUAAUAGACAAAACAAAACUAUUAGACCAGAUACACCAAUUCUUGAAACUGAUCCAACUAAAACGCUCGAUGCUAUAAGGGUAGAACUUUCACCAAGACAGAAUGAUCUUAAGCUUUACUUGGAUGUUGAAGCAGAAAAUGACAGUCAAUAUGGUAAACCUGAAGAUUCAAUAAUGAUCUUCCUGAAAUACUUUGAUGUAUCUAGACAGACACUUACAGGUGUUUGUAAAGUCUAUGUACCAAGAUCAGCAAAGGUUGGCGAUUUACAAGAUAUAAUACAGAAAGAGAUGAAAUGGCCACCUGGACUACCAUUGAGAUUGUAUGAGGAAAUCAAACCAGGUUACAUUGAACCAAUGAAACCAAAAAUGACACUUGCACAAAGUGAAUUACAAGAUGGUGACAUUGUUUGUUUCCAAGUAGAACUUUCAGAAUCAGAAGUUAGAGAUUAUGAAGCUCAAGGAAUGAACGCCGAUCCAAUCUCACAUUAUGAUUAUCUUCAAAAUCGAGUACAAGUUACGUUUAGACCAAAAUACAAAAAUCAAAUAAAUGAGAAUGUGACAGAGUUUAAGAUAUUAUUAAGCAAGAAAACGAACUAUGAUCGUAUGGCAGAAUUAGUUGGUGCUAAAGUUAAGCAAGAUCCACUUAAAUUGAGAUUCACUACAACACAAAAUACAAAUGGUACACCAAAGUCCAUAGUUAAACGUAGUAUGAAUCAACCAGUCCAAGAUUUAAUUACACCUGGUUAUUUAACAGAAAAUAGUCAUGUUAUUUUCUAUGAGCUGUUGAACAUUUCAAUAGUUGAAUUAGAAACUAAAAAGUCAUUCACGGUUACAUGGACAGGAUUGAAUAAUCGUGAAGAAGGUAGUUAUCCAUUUUUACAACCAAAGACAUCAACUAUCAGUGAUAUAGUUGAACAAUUAAGUAAGAAUGUACAACUUUCACCAGAAGGUUCACAAAGAAUAAAGAUAUUCGAAAUUUGGAAUGGUAGACAACAAAAAGAAUAUACAGGUGUUGAAUUAAUUGGAAAUUUGGCAGAUAAUGCAGAGUUAUUUGCAGAGGAAGUACCAAAGGAGGAAGUAGAUGCAAGUGAAACAGAUAAAAUAAUAAACGUAUUCCAUUAUUCACGUGAACCACAACGGUGGCAUGGAAUUCCAUUCAAAUUCGUAACCAAACCGGGUGAAAAGUUCAUUGAUACUAAACAAAGGUUACAGCAGAGGUUGAAUGUAGCAGAAAAGGAGUUCGCCAAGUAUAAAUUCAGCCUUAUAACAUCAAUGUAUUACAAGCAACCAAGCUUAAUUGAUGAUGGUGAUGUUAUACACGACCAUAACUUUGCCCAGCAAGAUGCACUCGGAUUAGAUCAUAUUGAUAAAUCUGGUAAAUUUAAUAAAUCUGCAGAAAGGGGUAUAUUAAUACGUUAAUAACUACGAAACAUGAAAAGCAGCUUUUGACGUUGAACUGAUAUUAAUGAAAUUUUAAAGAAAUCUUUUAUAUUCUCUCUCUUUAUAUUUUGACAUAC